AUGACAAAAAAGUCAAAUUCUACUAUUAGUAGCAAUUCUGCCACUGGAAAUUCAAAAGCUCUCUCAUUAUGGGAUGUCGAUGGUGGAUCUGAUAGUAGUGAAGACGGUGAAUCUGAUAGUAGCGAAGACGAUGUUACUGAUACUGAUAAUGACGAUAAGUGUUGA
Scutellospora calospora is the source of this 165-nucleotide messenger RNA. The record is from the annotation of a GenBank genome assembly. NCBI's taxonomy places the organism in Eukaryota, Fungi, Glomeromycota, Glomeromycetes, Diversisporales, Gigasporaceae.